AUGCAAAAUUCUUCUCUUAACAAACCUUCAAGCGAUAAAACUACAUCCCUAGGUUUUGCCAAAGUUGCUUUGCAGAUUCAAAAAGAAACUUCUUCUACCGAAUCUCCUUCUUUACAAUCUACUUCGCAGGCUAUUAGUACAGAACCUAACACUGAAACCUCUAUUCAUCUUGUACUUCAUGUAAAUGAAAAUACAACAUUUACUAAUGAUAAUUAUUCAACCAAACUUGCACAUACUAAUACUCCUGUUCCUAAAAACGAAAAACUUAAUAAUAAUAGAAAGCGUUUAAGGCCGCUUUUACUUGCAAUAAAAUAG
Dentiscutata heterogama is the source of this 315-nucleotide messenger RNA. The record is from the annotation of a GenBank genome assembly. NCBI's taxonomy places the organism in Eukaryota, Fungi, Glomeromycota, Glomeromycetes, Diversisporales, Gigasporaceae.